AUCCGCCGGGAGCGGAGCCGCGCCGAGGGCCGGGCGGGGCGGCAUGCGGGAGGCCUGAGGGGGCCGGGGCGGCGAGGAGCGAGCCAUGGGCGAGCGGCGGGGCGGCGGGACCGGUUGGAAUCCGGAGUCGGAAGAGUCGAGUUCCCUAUUGCAGAAAGCAGUUUCGGUGCUGCAGAGCUCCUACUUGGACUCCACAUCUCAGGAUGGGUUUCUCUACAGCCAAGCAAUCCUGGUGGAAAAUGAUGUUUUCCUAAGGGAGCUCAAAGCUUUUGCCCAAGCAAAGGAAGCUGCUGGGUACAGCCAGGAGGAGCUGGAGGAGACCUUUGCCUUUCUCCUGUUUGAUAAUGAAGCAGAGGCAAAAGAAGUGUGUCAGACAGGCCUGCGUGUGAACAGCAGCUCCAUUUCCAUACUUGGUGACCCAGCCAAAGGGGUUUAUAUAUCCAAGCAUGCAGACUGUCUCCAUCCAAGACCCUGGUAUCAUGGAAAAUCAGGCUAUAUUGUCAUUUGUAAGCUGAUUAAGGGGAAGGUGAAGGUGAUCUCUGAGAAUUACACAACCAGCUAUACCUGCCCAUCUCCCGGCUAUGACUGCCACGUUGGCAUGAGCAGAAGCAACCUACCAUCAAAGACCAGUCACUGCCUGGCCUUUGAGCAGAGCCAGUACUACGUGUAUGAAGUGUCUGGUGGCAGCACUGCAGAGCGGCCCAGGCAGAUCUGCCCCUACAUCAUCAUCACCUGCCAGUACAGGGAGCCGAAGGAAAUGCCUGUCUUGGCCAUAGAGAGCCUACCUGAGCUUAACGGCAAAGCAUUGUAUUGUCCCUGGAGGGGGCAGCUCUCCAUCCGGGGCCAACGUCUUUGCAGCAUCGCCCUGAGGACCCCACGCAGCUCCAAGAUCCCAGCCCAGCUGCCUCCCAGCCUGGACAUUAACCAUGUCAUGGAUUUGUCUGACUUGAAGAAAAAGCUACCAGAGGCUGCCUUUGAGAAAAGAAAUUACACUGGGAAUGAAGUUUGCUUUCAGGGUGUUUAUUUCAGCCUGUAUGAAGUAGAAAUAUCAAAUAAGGAGCAAUAUAAAAUGGAUCAUUUAAUAGAAAAUCUGAAGGAAAAGGACUUGGCAAUCAUCAAAUAUUUACAAGAUCAAGGAUUCCUUAUCCUCCUCACGCCCUCUGCCUUGGCACGAGAUGAUGGAUUUGACCCCAAGGAGCCUGGCAGCCUCCUGGCCCUGUUCCUGUUCACCUCCUCCCAGUCAAUGGGACUGAACGCUGCAAAGCACCAGCCAAGAGGUGAAAGGGACCAGAGUGACAUCUCACUGAGAGUAGCCUCCGUUUUGCCUGGCCUCCACUAUGCCUUACAGCAAGCCACCAGUUCUUCAGGGCAGGACACAGUCAGUCCCAGCACAUGGAUCAAACACCACUUCCAGGAGUAUGCAAAGCUUGACCAAAACACAGGGUCCUCCUCUGGCCAAAGCAGUGAAGUUCCCUUUUCUUCUGCCCUCUCCCUAACUGAGGAUGAAUGUACAAAUCCCCUCAAGAAGUGCUCAGAGGAGUCCUUCUCCCAGCUGCAGAGUUACCUCUCUGAUUCCAGCAGCUACACUCUGCCAUUGGCAACAGCUUUAGGAUGUUUGCCUGGUGCUGCUCAGUCUCUUUGCUGUGAUUCAGAGGCUGCUGAUGAACCAGACUUAUCUUCAGCUCUGCCACCAGACCUGAUUCUCUUCAACACAACAGGAGAAAAAGAAGUCAGAAGUGAAGACCCACAUCCCACCCUGGGGCUGGACCAGGUUGGUGAAGAGCCUGCAGAAGGUGUUGACUUAACCAGCAAGCUCUCGGUGCAGAGUAGCAGGAAGAAACCCAAGAGAGAGAUUGCAAACAGCACCAGGGAUGAAUUGCCACCACCAGAGAAGCAAAUGGGGCAUAGGAGCAGCAACAGGAAAGCAGCCAAUAAGAUCAACCUUGCUUUAUCUUCUGAGAAGCCAGGAUCUGCAGACAAGUCCAAUGAGCCCACACUUGAAUUAGCCAACUUGCAGUUGCCACAGAGAAGGAAAAGAGGUGCAGAGGUCCUGUCUGCAGAAUUCAUGCAGCAAACACAGUCUGGAGCUGUUCAGAAGGAAACCCCAGCUCCUGAUGCUUCUGCCUUGGAAACCAAGAGACCAAGGCUAAUGAGGAAGCCAGAGGAGAAGAAGGUUCCUGUUGCUGAGAGCACCAGAAAGCCAGUGAAGAGGCAGAUAUUAAAACCUGUGGCUAAAAGCUCCUCGAAACCCAAAGCCAACAAGCAAGCAGAAAGUGAGCACCAGGAGCCGCCCUCUGUCCUCCCAGGAGAAGCUUCUUCCCAGUGUCAUGGAGAUGACAGCAAAAUGGGUGAGGUUUGCCCAGAUGGACUUGGUGAUCCUGGUCUCAACCUGAAGAGGAACAGGUACGAGCCCCAUGCCUUGAACUUGCUGGCUGACCUGGCUCUGGGUUCCUGUAGUCCUUUGGUUAUCCCAGCAGACAGUGAGGUGGCAGCUGAGUCCUGCAGCCACUCCAGUGACUCUCCAGAGGAGCAGCAAAGCCACCACAAGCACAAAUCCUCAUGUGUUGCUUCUGAUCAUGAAUACCACAGGGUGACAAGGCUCGCAGAGGGAGACACCUCUCCUAGCAAGGUCGUGCCAAACCAGAAGCAGCAUCCUGCGGAAAACAAAGUCUUAAAUGACUUGGCCUCUAGUCCCAGGGAGAAAAACUCUACGGUUUCCUGUAUGAGUAACAGAUUGAGGCCCAGGCCACCAAAACCCCAUGUGUUGCCUCCAAAAAAGACUCCAAAGGCUCCCAAGGUGAACAAGGUGAACAAUAACACCUUAAUCUCUGCUGAGCACUCGUACGCCUCACAGAUGCCUGAGAACUCAAAGAAACCCGUGAAUCCCAAAGGUACCUCCAACCCUGCACCAGCAUCCGUCAGGAGCAACCGAGCAAGGCCCCUGGUUGGGAAGGUGCUGCCCUUCAGGCACCAGCAGAGCAGCAGCCACCCACAGGCCAUAGCCAUGAGGCACAGGAACAGGGUGAAGGAAGACUUUGCCAAGAGACACAAAGUGAAGAUCUGUGAUGAGUCCAUAAUGGUGACGUGCCACUGGAAUGCACCGUAUCUUUUCCACUUGGACAGCAGAUACACCAAUGAUGCCCUGGAGAAGACAGUUGUCCGUGGCCUGCAUGGGCCCUGGAACUCUCGUCAGCCUGAUGAUGUGCAGGAGCUGAAGCUGAUACUCCACAUGUGGGUGGCUCUCUUCUACAGCAAGCCCAGCCUGCUGAGCAGCACGAGGGUGGUGGUGGAGCACAGCGACCCCAAGAAGUAUGUCUCAAUAAAGACCACUUGGGACUUCCUUGACUUCAGUGAUGAUGGUGAGGACUAUUUUGGGUUGGAGAAGUGCCCUGCAGACAGUCGCUCAGACCCUGACCAGACUCCCAGCAGCUCUGUGGAUCACACCACACGUAACCAGGGUCACUUCCACUCUGCAGACUCUCAGACUGAUGCUGAUGGGACUCCUGCUGUUGUUGAUAACACAGUGUCAUCUUCAGGAGAGGUGCCCUGUGGGGAGGAGGAGCCUUCCUCCACAAGCUGUCCUGAACGUGCUGAUGAGAAAGACAAAGAGCCUGCAGCCAUUGCUGAGGAGCAUGGGCAUGACAUCCCAACCAUCACUAAGGAGAAGCCACCCAAGGAGGGAAGGAUGAAGGAUGUUACAACCACCUCCAGCCCUGCUUAUGAGCUCAGUGGCACUAGCAAGCCCCCAGCUGUGCUGGGCAAGGAAAACCCCUGCAGCCAAGCCCCAGAUCCCAGUUCAGCUCCUUGGAGAGAUGCCCCAUGCACACUGCAUGGACAAGGAGAGCAGCAGGAGAGUGGAUGGACAGCAGGGUCAGGGAAUGGCCCCGGCCCUCCCGAGAACACAGAGAGCAUUGCAGACACUGAGCACUGUAUGGAGAUUGAGGACAGUGGCUGGGCCACCAGUGAUGGACCACAACAGGCCUCUGGUUGGCUCUUCUUAGAAGCAAGUCCUACAACAGCAAAGCCUGGUGAAGCCAGGAGGGAAGGGAGGGAAUCACAGAACCUCCUUGGAUGUUCAGAGGAAGAGGUGGAGGAGGUAGAAGACGAGAAGGAGGACUGUGAAUAUGAGAGCACAGCCCUGGAGCCUGGCUUUUUGGCAUUCUCUGCAAGCAGUGAUGACAGCAUGGACUGUGAACACAACAAGCAGAACCCAGUGCAUCCAGCAUGGCCACAGGGCUCUGGUGUCCCUGUGCCCAGCCCUCCUGCCUUAGCAUCCCCUUGCCCAGGCAGAUUAAUGCCAGAGCUGUCAGAUGGGACUGGGACUGGCCCUCAAAGGCUUCCUGGUGGGGUGGCACCAAGCCUGAACAUGCUGGAAGAGGUUUUGGCCACCCCAGAUGCAGAGGUGAAGGGUGUUGGCCUGGCACACACAGGCAGUGCAGCUGAUGGGGGGUCACCCUGUGACAGCAGGUUGUUGCCUCCAUCACCAUCUGACCCGAGCUUGGUUGGUGAGACACAGCCAGACAAGAACUGUGCACCCUGUGCAGCAGGGUGGGAAUCUGCUGGGAGCAGGGCUGGGUCACCGAGCAGCCAGGACCUGUCAAUGGCCUUGUCCCCUGACUCCAGCUCUGUCUGCCUGAUACCUCCUGACAGAGCAGCAGGUCCUGGGGCUGCUCCAGAGGAGCAGGACACCUUGGGGAACAUCCGGUCCCCAUCACAGAGCAGUGUGGGAGGGAGCAGCGGCCUUUCCCAAGGGUUUGGAGGUGAUGCUGAUGCUGAGCUCCCUUUGCUGAGCACUGGUGAAACAAAGCAAGAAGGGAACAAGGAUUUGGUGGAAGAAGAGAGGAACAUCCCUUCUGCCAAUGGCACGGAUGUGCUGGAGUCCUCAGGAGCAAGUGAUGGCCAGGACUUUGCUUACACAGCCUUUGCAGAUGGCUCUGAAGCUGGGGACAGUGAUGAUGUGUGCCUCGGGGCAAAGGAGUACUCCAGGAGCAACAAAAGCAGCACAGUGAUGGUGGCUCACAAACUACAGGAGCCAGAGCCCUCUCUUCAUCCCCUCCUCGAACCAGAACCUUCCUUCUCAAUGCAGGAAGGGAUGUCAGCCAUGGAGAAGCACCCCAAGCAGCAGCAGAGAAACCCAAAUGGGCUGUCCUCCUCUGCCCAUGAUUCCCCUCCUGCUUCUCCAUCCCAUGGUGAACACACAGAUCCCCACCACUGCCUGUUAGAGCAAAGGGAGUGGUGGCCAGUCCCGUGCCAGCAAAAGGGGUCCUGUGGGCAAGUACAUGCUGCAGAGGUGAGUGUGGCUGCUGGGAGCUUAAAUGGCUACUUAGAACCCAGGUGUGUGGAAGAGGUGGGAAAAGGCACAGGCACCUGCCAUGCAGAGCCAGCAGAGAGCUCCCCCAUGGAUGUGCCUGGUGACCUGGGAUUGAUGCCUCCUGCUCCUCCACAUGGACACAAAGCAGGUCUGCACAGCACUGAGCCACACUCGGUGCUCAGAGAGCACCCCAGGGUGCUGUCUCCAGCUUCAGAUGCUGCCCCAUGGUCCUGCUGCAUGGAUACCAGCCCUGGGGCCCAAGCAGCAGAUGCAGCAAGCAGCCACGAGACGGAACCCAUCCUGCCUGAGAGCUUGGAAGGAGGAAGCAGCUUCCCUCUUGCUGGGUCUGCAUCAUCUUCAUCAGGGGAGUUGCUGAUGCCUCUGUCUGAGCUCCAGUCUGUGUGUAAGCAAGGGGAGCAGGAGGCUCAGGGAGCUGACGGGCUUCCUGAGCUGCACCAGGCCAGCACAGAGGUGGAAGACAUAGAAAUCCACACUCCCCCCUUCCCAGUGUUGUCAUUGCAUGCACAAAGGGUGCUCUCUGCAGGAAGGCUGGAGCUGGCUGAUGCUGAUGGUGUCUCAGAUGGGCUCCUGAGGUCCAAGGAGCUUCCCAGCAAAGACACACACAUGGAUUCAACCUUUGAGGCUUCCUCCAGCGACUCCAGCCAGGAGGAGACUUCAUGGUCCCUGCUCACAGCCAGAGCUUCCUACAGCAGAUCCAUGGAUGCUGCAGGCACAAGGACUAACUGUGGCUCGUCCCCUGGGAGCCCAGUGUGCUCAGAGGGGGGCAGUGAGGACUGGGGCUCACUGGACAUGGAGGGGAGCCCAUGCUCAUGGGCUGAGCAUGGCUGGACCAUCAGCCCAGGGGACACCAGCAACGAGCUCAUCCCUCCACAUGUCACUAUUAGGGACAAGCAGGGGAUUGCCAAGCAGUGCAGGAACUUGGUGGUCACCAAGAAGUGCCAGGAGCCUCAGAAGAGGCAUAGACACUGUAUGGGGCAGUCCCAUUUGUUACAGUCACUAUGGGGGACUUGGAGGGGGUUUGAGGGAAUCACACAGGACACUUUGGACAUGGAGUGUCUCCGUUUCUAUGAUAAGCUAAAACACAUCCUGAGGAGUGGGAAACCACCUUUUUCUACCUCCAAAAGCAUCUUCCCAAAAGACUUUUGUCCCCAGGUGAUGUCUGAGACAUCUCCUGCACCAGAAGCUCCCAUCCCACGGAGCAGGAGCCCUUUGCAGGUGACAAUCCUGCCCUGGGACACAUGGCCGAGUGGGCUUGACUGGCAUGGGGGUCCCCAGCAUGGGGACCAGUGCACCCCAUGGCAGGACACCCUCUGUGACAAGAGGAGCAGAGCCCAAAACACGAGCCAGGGCUUCCACCUCAGCAAGCUCAAGUACGACCACAAGCUCCAGGACACAGAGGGGGAGGUUGCCAUCAUCUUUGAUGAGUUCAGGAGGGUGAUGCUGAGGACGGCUGGGGCAGGGACACAGGGCCAAGAGGAUGUCCCAGUGGGUAUGGGGGACACAAGUGAAUGGGCUUGUGCAUCCCUCGCCGGGAGGAUGGAGACCUUCGAGGAGAUGAUCACUGACCUGUGCAGCUCGCUGCGGUCCCACCUCUGCAGCGUGGCCAAGGAGGCCUGUGGCCACAAUGGAUCCUUCUACGUGGUGGAGACGGGCGAGGAGCCGUUCUUUGCAAGGUUGAAGACCUUGCUGAGGAAGCUGGGACACGUGGAGACUGAACCCCUGAGCUUCUGCCAAGCAAAGUGUCCAGACACUGAUCGGCUGCUUGUGGUCAUCAGGAACGAGGAUGUCUCCUCUCACAUCCACAGCGUCCCCUGCUUGCUGCAGCUGAAGCACCGUCCCAACGUGGUGUUUGCUGGAGUGGACAGCCCUGAAGAUGUACCAGGUCACACGUACCAGGAGCUGUUUCAUUCUGGUGGCUUCGUGGUGUCAGAUGAUGGCUUGUUGGAAACGGUGACACUGGGCCAACUGAAGGAGGUGGUGAACGUGCUGGAGAAGCUCAACAGAAGCGGGAGGUGGAAGUGGCUCCUUCACUACAAGGAGAGCAAGAAGCUCAGAGAAGACAUCAGCAGGGUGGACCCCAAUGCCCACAAGAAGCAUUUGAUCCUCAGAACGUGCCAAGGAGCUGAUCUCAUGGAGGUGCUGCACUACCACACGUGUGACUCGGUGUCACCCCCCAGCUCUGAGCACGUCAAGUGCUUGUUGAACCUGCAGGUUCAGCACAUCAGCGCCAGGUUCGCUGUGUACCUCACAGAAACACCUGGUGUCAGCAGGGAGGUCCUUGAAAGCAAAGGAAUCCUGGUAGCUGAUGUCAACACUUUCCUUGGGAAGGUGCAGAAAGUGGCUGCUCCGUUUAGAAGAAGCUACUGGUGACGAAGCGAAGCCAGUUUGAGCACCCUGGUACUCUGCAAGACACCUCCGUCCCAGCAGGUUUCAGGUGCUGCCCACAGGAGCUGUGUGCAGGGAGUGGCAGGAUGGUGUGGCUCCAGUUCUGUAUAUAGGAAUUAUUUAAAGGUGGCUGAUGCAAAUCCUGCCAGGGGUUUACUCCGUGUUCAUCACGUUGCCUGUAGGCCAGAGGUCACUUUACCAUUAUCCAGGGUUAAAUUAUUGGAGUGUUCUCAAGUGAUUUGUGCAGCUGACAGGGGAAGAAAUAGGAGUAAAUGAAACAAAAAGCUGUUUACUUGAAGGUGAGGUGAUAUUCAAGUCCUCAGUAAUAGGUGCAUUUCCACACGGUUGUUCCUGUAACACACGUCAGGAAGUGGGGUGGGUGUGCAGGUAUCUGCUCUACACUACAGUUCAACUCCCUGUUGUCUCUUGGUACACUUCCAGUCCAUGGGAGUCUUCUAAAUAGCCAGACACCAGGAUGUGGGAACAAACCUCUUAUUUAUGGUAGCUCACACCCACCCCAGGCAGAAGAUGUCACGUUAAAGACUUUUGUACAAUUCCCAGCCUCGGGGGGGGGCGGAGGAUAGGGGCAUCCUCGUUUCUAAUAAAAGAGUUUAAGAACAUCAUGUACAGGGUGGGCUUAUGUGUAAAGGUUGAGUAACAAAACCUCAACCUGGCAGUUCAGCCACUGCUGUUCCCUGGAGAGGGGCUCCUCAGCUCCCAGCCUCUCCCAUCAGCAGGGAGGAGGUGCUGGAUCACAGUGGGAAUAGUCCCAGUGAGCGUUCCCAGCUCACACAUGGAGCAGGAAUCGGUUUUGGUCUGUGUUACCCCUCAGCUUUGAAGCCAACACAGGAAGGAAACAGUGAGGAAGACUGUUGGAGCCAAGGAGUGGUGUGUUCAUGGAGACUUGGGGUUGCAGGAUCAGCACUGUCCUUCCCAGGAGAUGUGGACCAAGAGGCAGCAGAAUAAUGGAGAUACAGCAAAGAGGGCUUAUGGAAGCAUUUAGGGGAAAGAGCUCAUUGUCCAUGUCUUGCCUUUGGAAAGACUCGGUGUGUUGCCAUCCAACACUGAAGAGGAAGGACAAGGUGAGGAAGAACUUCCCCAGCCACCACAACACACAUCACUCCAGCAGUGCCGGCACCACGGGGCUUCUAGUGGCUUCAUAGGGAAAGGUGGUUCCCAGAACUGGGACCAGGAAAGGGAAGUGCUGAAAGCCCCUGAGGCCCUGGGUGGGAGGGAAGGGGCAGCCACAGUCAGGUUUAGCACCGCUUCGUGCAGGAGAUGUGGUGGAGACCCAGUUCCUCUUCAUCAGUUCCAAGAACAGCACAGCUACAGCUGCAGGAAAGGAUAAACCCAUCCCCAGUGACCCUGCCUGCCCCAGCACAGACAUCAAGAGCAGGAGAAGGCCCUGCCAAGGCAUCCCCUCAUUAUUCCUGCCACUCAUCGUGGCUGUGGAGGAAGGAGCCCGGCUCCUCCUUGUACCCCUGCUGCCCAACAGCAGGACUGGGUCAAGAUCCCAGCAAGGGGCUCACUAAGGCUCACUCCAAGGAGGAGCACCUCAGUCAGAGAGAUCUCGAUGCCCUGCAGAGGAUCCAUAAGAGCAAGAAUUGUCAUUACUGAUUCAAGCAAGUGCCAUUCUGGAUGCUGGCACUGGAGGGGCCUGCAGGGAGGAGGCAGAGUUGAAUCAACUGAGCUUGAGACUCAGCAACAGACCUUGUGCUGCAGAAGCAGCAUCUGGGGCAGCCUAACCGAGGAAGCCUGAGCCUGGUUUCCAGUAGGAACCACUCCACACACUACUCCCCUUUCAACCCUGUCAGGCAGAGAGAUCCAAAGGGAUCUCAGAAAGGAGGUGCUGCUCGUGCAAGUGAAUCAGACCAGAGGCCAGGACUGGUUUCCAGAAUUUGGCUUUACUUGGCAGUACAGAAAUCAUUUGGAGCCUUCAGGAGCCACGAGGAGCAGAGGCUCUGUCAUACCAAUACCGCAGCGCCGUUUGGUCCAGCCCAGAAGCCCCCAGGCUACAGAAAAUACUCCCACAUCUUGCCUGCUCUGUCAUUUGUUCUCUCAAUUUUAUUAAGAUUAAAACACAAAGGAGCCUUAGGCACAGCUGUGUCCCAACCGAUGUAAACAGUUUUAGAAGCUUAAAGUGGAGGGUUAAGUUCUGUGCCCAGAACUAAGCCAACAUUUGCUGCUACAAUAGAUGUGGGCUUUGUCCAUAAUACAACUUGCCACAGAGUUAGAUCGAUGGGAAAAAGACUUUUUUUAGGGAUGCUGUCCACAAUGAUGGAGUGCUCAGUUUCUAUUUUCCUUGAUAAUCAGGUUUGAGUGACAACUGUCACAUCUACUAGCUCACCAGAAGCACAUAAUUGUGAAGGAUGGCUACGAAUGAUUAAAAAGACAUGGUAAGACACA
This is a messenger RNA of Pezoporus occidentalis (night parrot), 10123 nucleotides long. RefSeq names its product transcription activation suppressor family member 2 (gene TASOR2). Gene Ontology annotation, biological process: negative regulation of gene expression, epigenetic. The transcript has 24 exons. The record is from RefSeq and is a predicted model, not a curated record. NCBI's taxonomy places the organism in Eukaryota, Metazoa, Chordata, Aves, Psittaciformes, Psittacidae. Bases 86 to 7702 code for a protein of 2538 amino acids. Gene Ontology annotation, cellular component: nucleoplasm.